GGAUUUUAUAGUCAUCCUUUGGUAGGAUCUUGGAAGCUGCCAAUAACAACUGUGGAAUAAAUCUCCCAUCAGGUAAAAACACUCAAAUUGAUUUUGUUUCUCAAAAGAGCAGAGUAUAACACUCGCCUUGUGUGGAAAAGUGAUUUAAAUUGCCUGUUUGUUAAGCCAAACUUGUAAUUUGGGGUAGAGGAAGGUGGACAAAAGUGUACGAGAUGCGGCUGUUCCCGGGCUCGGCCACGCCCCGGAAACGCUGCCGUCCAGGCUUUGCGCGUUUGCGCGCGCGCAGUGGCGCCAAUGCCCGCCACUAGGAGGCGCCGGGCCGUGGGCGGUGUGGGUGUGGCGUCACAGUGUUCGUCUCUUCGGGGUGCCGGGCAGCGAUGGCGGCUAAUGCGGGGUACUCGGAGGAGUCGCUGCGAAGCUUUGGCAGAUGUUGUGGUCACCGACCUUGAGGAAUUGCAAGACUUGCUGAAAAUCAAUAUUAAUAUGAACAAGGAACUUGUCACUGGUUCUGUUCAAGCCAAGGUACUGAAAUGGGGGGAAGAAACAGAAGACUUCCCUUCUCCACCAGACUACAUACUGAUGGCCGACUGCAUAUACUAUGAGGAGUCUUUGGAGCCACUGCUGAAAACCCUAAAAGAUCUCAGUGGAUCUGAAACUUGUAUUAUAUGUUGUUACGAACAACGAACGAUGGGAAAAAAUCCAGAAAUUGAGAAAAAGUAUUUUGAGCUCCUUCAGCAGGACUUUGACUUUGAAAAAAUUCCUUUGGAAAAACAUGACGAAGAAUAUCGAAGUGAAGAUAUUCAUAUUUUAUACAUCAGGAAAAAAAAAUCGAUUUUCCUAUUCUGGGUGUUUCAUUUAAAUGACAUCACACAGUAUAUGGCCUCCUGUGUCUGGCUUUCGCUCAGCACCAUUUUCAGGGUUCAUCCAUGUUGUGGCAAGCAGCAGCUCUUCACUCCUUUUUGUGGCUGAAUAAUAUUCCUUUAUAUGGAUAUGUCAUACUACCCAUCCAUUCAUCAGUUGAUGGACAUUUGGGUUGUCUCCACUUUUAGGCUAUUCUGAAUAAUACUGCUGUGCACAUUCAUGUAAAAGUUUUUGUGUGAAUAUAGGUUUUCAGUUCUUUUAGGUAUAUACCUCUGAGUGGAAUUGAUGGUAACUCUUCGUUUAACUUUUUGACAAACUGCCAAACAGCUGCACCAGUUUACAGCCCCAUCAGAAGUGGAUGAGGGUUCCAGUUGUCCACAUCCUCACCAAAGCUUGUUAUUGUCUUUUUUUUUUUUCUUAUAGGCAUCUUAAAAAAAAAAAUCAUUGCAAUUCCAACUCAUAGCAACCCUAUAGGACAGAGUAGAACUGCCCCAAAGGGUUUCCAAGGAGCGCCUGGUGGAUUGAAACUGCUGAGGUUUUGGUUAGCAGCCGUAGCUCUUAACCACUACCACUAGGGUUUCCAAUAGCCAUCUUAGUGGGUAUGAAAUGGUUUCAUUGUAGUUUUGAUUUGCAUUUCUCUAGUGGCCAAUAAUGAAGAAAAAAAAAAAAUUUUUUUUUUUUAAUCAUAAGCACCGUUUUAUGUGCUUAUUGUAGAAAUAUUUUGCCUGUUUUUAAAUUGGGUUGUCUCUUUAUGGUUGAGUUGUAGGAGUUCUUUAUGUAUUCUGGAUAUUAGAUCCUUAUCUAACACAUGAUAUGCAAAUACUUUCUCCCAUUCUGUGUGUUGUCUUCACUGUCUGUAGUGUGUCCCUGUGAAGCACAAAACAUUUUAAUUUUGGUAAUGACCAAUUUCUUUGUUGUUUCUUUGAUUGCCUGUUCUUUAGGUGUUAGCAGAGAACCAUCUCUAAACGUGUAUACAUGGUUGUUCAUUUGAAUUGCCUUUAGCACACUACGCAUAAUACCUAGUAUUAGUAUCUAGUAAAUACUUCACUGGUAAUGAGAAAUCAAUCUUUAAAGUUUCUCUUUUUCUGUUUCAGAAAUUUCAGUCGUGAAUCCUUUACCUAUCUUAUCCAAGCCUCAUGACAACCUGGAUAACUUAAGGUUGUAUGAAGCAUGUGAAUACAGCAUGAGAAGAUUGUGUUCACAGAUUUUUCCCAGCAUGACCUUAAAGAGCCAAUGCACAGAUGGCAACCACCAUGAACUGCCUGAAAUGAAAAAAAAAAAAUAACUGCCUGCC
Molecule: messenger RNA, 2155 nt
Organism: Loxodonta africana (African savanna elephant)
Lineage: Eukaryota; Metazoa; Chordata; Mammalia; Proboscidea; Elephantidae
Gene: VCPKMT
Product: valosin containing protein lysine methyltransferase
Exons: 6
Coding region: 295-969 (224 amino acids)
Biological process (GO): peptidyl-lysine trimethylation
Cellular component (GO): cytoplasm; cytosol
Molecular function (GO): protein-lysine N-methyltransferase activity
Source: RefSeq, a predicted model, not a curated record